AUGGCCGUCAACCUUCCUCCCGAACUCAAACGUGCCGCUGAGCUGCCUCCAAUGGUGACCGACCAAUACGUCUUCUUCUUCUUCGGCUACGAAGGCCCCGUGCCCGAAGUCUGCUUCCAGCAAUGGUACCCCUCACCCAUCUACGAUACCAGCGACAAAGGCGAACACCUAUCCUUCCCGACCUCCGACCACUACAUGAUGUACCACAAGGCUCUGCUCAUGGGCGAUACCACCGUGGCCGCCAAAAUCCUUGCCGCUCCGCAUCCAUCGGAGGCGAAGGCGCUGGGCCGGCAGGUCAGCAACUUUGAUGAGGCGAAAUGGAUGGAGAAGUGUGAUGCGAUCGUGACGAGGGGGAACUAUCUGAAGUUUCGGCAGAGCGAGAGGUUGAGGUUGAUUCUGCUUAAUACGGGUGAUAGGGAGAUUGUGGAGACGAGCCCGAAUGAUCGGUUCUGGGGUAUUGGAUUUGACACAGAGAAUGCGGAAAAUAACGUGGGGAAGUGGGGAGAGAACAGGUCGGGAAAGGCGUUAAUGAAAGUUAGGGAGAUGUUAAGGGGCUAG
Molecule: messenger RNA, 558 nt
Organism: Coniosporium apollinis CBS 100218
Lineage: Eukaryota; Fungi; Ascomycota; Dothideomycetes
Exons: 1
Coding region: 1-558 (185 amino acids)
Source: RefSeq, a predicted model, not a curated record